Vitis vinifera (wine grape) is the source of this 1670-nucleotide messenger RNA. RefSeq names its product L10-interacting MYB domain-containing protein. The transcript is spliced from 2 exons. The record is from RefSeq and is a predicted model, not a curated record. Bases 763 to 1557 code for a protein of 264 amino acids. NCBI's taxonomy places the organism in Eukaryota, Viridiplantae, Streptophyta, Magnoliopsida, Vitales, Vitaceae.
UUUGUUGCUUCGUGAAUUGUGAGAAUCCAUGAAGGUCGCUUUCCUAUGGUAUUUCUAUUGUUCUCCUUUAGUUUUGUUUAUUUUUUCCAAUUUUGUUUUGGUCUUUUGAAUUUUGGAAAUUGGAUUUGAUUGUGCUCUGUUUGGGCUUUGGGAAUAGUUGAUUCUGAGAAAUUCUGUUGAGAACUUCACAACGGCGGUUGUUGUUGAUGUUGUUUGCAGCAACAAUGUAGAUAUGGUUUUAAUUUUAUUCUUCGCAAUUUUUCUCAAGGUAGUGGCAUAAUAGUUGCUGUGUUGAUGGCAAUUCUGCACUUUGUCUUUGUUUGGUUCCCAGGAAAAAACGAAGGAAAAUGGUUAAGAAAUGAAGCCAUUUUAAAGUGUUUUCCUUCAUAUUUUUUGCGCUACAGUACUUCAUAGGAAUAGACUGGAUUAUUAGCAUCAUGCUCCUGUACUAAUGCAAAUUAUUCACUGAUACAGCUUAGUAAUUGAUAAGCAGCUUCAUAUGUCAGCAUUUAGCCUAUUCCUUUAUGAUUUUAUUUUCCCUGAAAACAAACGGAGCCUCCAAAAUUUAUAGACCUUCUAGCAGUUUCUGCAACUUGUCCCAUUUUAGUUCUCGAUAAGUUGGGUAAUUUGUCACUACUUUGAAAACAUAAUUGGUGGGUUUUGGAUAAACAGAGGUUAUAUCUCCUGGUUGUAUUUAGUUCAUUUUUAUUUUUUCUUUUCUUCUUUUUGUUUAUAGAUGCCUGCUUGAAUUAGCAGAUAAAAAUGGCAAGCGAACAGAGGAUUUCUGGCAUGUCCACUCGAAAGGCAAAAGCCACUUGGACACACACAUUCCACAAGAUAUUUGUGGAAUUGUGUUUAGAACAGACAAUAAAGGGGAAUAGGCCAGGUACACAUUUCACUAAGGAAGGCUGGAGGAAUAUUGUCGAAUCAUUCCACAGAAAGGUGGGUGUGAGAUACGACCGGAAACAAUUAAAGAAUCAUUGGGAUGUCAGCAAGGAACAAUGGAAAAUUUGGUGUAAGCUAAUUGGAACUAGUAGCAUGAAAUGGGAUUCCGCUUCUCAUAAAUUUGGAGCGAGCAAUGAAGAUUGGGACAACUAUUUACAGGCAAACCCAGAAGCUGCUCAUUUUCGGUACAAGGAGCUCCCGUUCACUGAAGAAUUGGAAACCAUCUUUGAUGGAACAGCAGUGAGCGGAGAAACAGAACCUCCAACUCAGCGUAGGAAGAAAAAUGAUGGUUUGGCCACCGCCAUUUCGCCCAUGAAUGAGCAAGGAAUUUUUAAGCCUGAUGGGAAAAUUAGGCGUCAUUUUGAUGCUGUUGAAUCAAGGAGUGUUAUAACGGUUCAAUCUGCACAAUGUAAACAGAAUUACAGUAUUGGGGAGUGCAUUGAGUGCCUGGAUAGGAUGGAGGAAGUAGAAGAAGGAAGCGAACUAUACUUGUUUGCAUUAGACAUAUUCUUGAAGAAGGAAUACAGAGAAAUUUUCCUUCAAUUGAAGAAGCCUAGCGUAAGGAUUGCAUGGCUGCAACGGCUGCAAUCGGUUUGUCCACCUUUGCAUUAGGGCUCUGAUUAUUCUUUGGGCUUCUUUUUAAUGUUUGAUAAACUCCAGGUAGUUCUGGUAUAUGGCAUGAUUCUGAUCUGGUUAAUAGAAUUUAUUUCUACUUGGUUGCUAAA